Messenger RNA from Tilletiaria anomala UBC 951, 1777 nucleotides. RefSeq lists its product as uncharacterized. The transcript has 5 exons. Lineage: Eukaryota; Fungi; Basidiomycota; Exobasidiomycetes; Georgefischeriales; Tilletiariaceae. Bases 327 to 1646 code for a protein of 439 amino acids. The record is from RefSeq and is a predicted model, not a curated record.
CUGGAGGGCUUUGGCUGUCGUGGUUGAACUUCAUCUUAGCCGAACGGUCUAGCAUCAACGUUGCCAGUUGCCACAGGAAGAACAUGGGGAGGCUUGUGGUGCCAGCCUGCGCCUGAGAGCUUUGACCCGUGAAGCAGCACGCUGAUGCGAAUUGAAACUGAUUGACGGUUCCAGUCAAAGCCAUACCUGAUCGAAGCUUUAGUUCACCUCGCCGACCCACUUGGGCUCCUGACUCCUCCACCGACAAGGAUUGACACGGAAAUCUACCGACGAUUCUUUUUAAGCAUUUUGAACGCGUACCGAAUCCCAGAAUUUCCAAGAACAAGAUGAGCAGGAUGAUCGGUCGCCGACCCUCCAAGCUCGAACUGAACGCCAUCGCAGCAACGGACCAGGAGCACGUCAAGUCAUCCGCCACCGCAUCGGCAUCAAGUUCGAGCGCACAGGCAGGUCCGAGCACAGGUAACUCUAUGUCAACCAUGCGAGCAUCAGGUUUAGCCGAUAGCAGUCCUGCGCUCGCGGCGAUAGAUGGCUCAUGGCAUGAUACCAGCCUGCUACAGAGCCCUGCGCUCAACUCCGGCCUGUUCUCUGCGGGCUUCAGCGGCGCGGUCUCUUUGCCGCCUAGCGCGUCCAGCUUGAGAGAUGGGGAGGUGGCAGCCAACACUCUAGGUCUGCCUACAACCAGAGACGGGAUGCGAGUCUUAUUUCAGAAGCGUAUACAGAGCUUUCAAUAUGUGAAAGGGACAUUAACAGGAAAGCAAUUGUGGAUGAACACAGUGCGAAUAUCUAGGAAGGAUCUGGAGGCAGCCUUUGACUCUGAACGUGUACGGAAACGAACAACACGACAUAUGGUGAUCGGUAUCUCGAUGGCGCCACUUCUCGAGAUCCGGUCCGCUCCAGAGUUUUGCAAGGCGCUGCUGAACAUUAUGAAUGAGGUGGACACCUUCUCGGAAGCCAUCGAGAAGGACAAGGCGAAAGUUCGGAACAUAUUCAAAGCCAAAGGCAAAGGCCGCGCUGAUUUGACUCUGCCGGAUAAUGCCAUCACCACCGUCGGGAUCAGCGGUGACGCUGCGCUGCUCUGGCCGAAUAUACCGUAUCAUCUCGAUUUUUUCCAAGUUUUCAUGACGCUUUGCGACAUCAUAGUUGAGACGUAUCACAAGCUGCUGCUAUUUCUGGGACCAUCCAGCCCAAACGCUGCUGCUAACAACGGUGGGCAAGCACUCGACGGCACCGCCCUGGAAUUUGAAACUGCGACCGCGGCACCGGUACCUCUCACUGCCGCCUUGCAGGACAUCAUGCUCAAGGUAGACUCGAAGUUCAAGAAAAUCUUGGUGCAAGUAUCGAAAGAGAUCGAUGGGCUGGCACGCCAUCUGAUCAAAGAGGAGCUCGUCAACCUCGAGAGCGCCAUUAAAGGUGCUUCGCUCAGCACCAUGGCUCAUUCUUCACCACCUAUACCGCAAGUCAACAUGGGGACAGGCAGCAGCAUGAUGGGUAGCAUACGCGGACACUACUCGAAUUCAUCCGUCUCUUCCACUUCUGGAAAGCUCGCGGGCUCAUCCUUCGGCUUUACACCCGCGACUCUGUCUUCCACUGGUUCGUCGUACUCUAGCGAUGCGGGGAGCCUAGGAUACGCCACCACCAAAUCGUGACGCUCGCUUGCUUCGGUCGUUAAUUAUGGCAAAUUAAUGCAGCAUGCACACCUUUCGAACGCCCUCAUCUACCCCAUUGUCACUGUUGCAAAUGUUGUAUUCCCACCCUCCAAGUGCACGGUAUGCAGGCU